AUGGGGUCCACUCAAUUCGGGAACUUUCACAACUUCUGUCGCGACUCAACCCUACCAGUCUGCAAUCUUUUCACCAAUGAAACCGCGGCUGUUGCCUUCGGCGCGUGCAAUCUGACCGGCAUUCCUCUCAGUGGGGAGAGGCAUCUUCGGAACUUGGGUUCGAUUCUACUGGCCUUCAUCGCCAUUGUCUUGACCGCGGGUAUGAUAUGGAGAUCGGACAAGAAGCAAGCUGCUGUCGGCCGGAGGGAAAUGCAAUUGUUUUUGCUCGGUUUUAUCGUCAUUGAGAUCUGCGAGAUCUUCACAGUGGGUGGCUUCCCCCUGAGCGACGCAGUCCGAAAGGGAUUUUCUGCAGUACACAUCGCCGCAAUCACGGCUACUUCCUGGGUCCUUCUUCUGAACGCCCUUGUCGGCUUCCAGUUGCUUGACGACGGCACCGCAGCUUCCAUCGGUCUCAUAUGCGCAUCUGCUGCGGCUCUCUUCAUCGGGACAGGCUAUAUUGCCUUGGACACCGGAUUCGAUUGGACUGGCCGUUUCCAGUCAAGUUAUGACCCACCAAAUCGCAACAUCGCCCUCUAUGUUCUAUACCAACUCUUCCCACUCGUCUGCCUGGUCUUGUUCUACCUCCUGGAAGCCGUACUAGUGCUUCGGGUCUUGGGCGAGUUCCGACCAAUGCUGUAUCUCACCGGUGCUGGCGUCUUGUUCGCAAUUGGUCAGGUUUUCAACUAUGUGAUCAGCACCCAUUUGUGCCAGGCCGCCGAUGGCAAGAUCAAUGGAGCUUUAUUCGAAACUCUCUUCACCCUCCUUUCUGUCUCCGGGGUCUGGGCCUUCUGGAGCAGUAUCACUGAAGACGACUGGCCUCUGCCCGUGGGUGGCGGUGGUUACAACUGAUCUGAUAAUUAUGCCAUUUGCAUCAUCUAUGACUUUGCUUCGUCAGUUUCUUGCGUGCGAAUUUUAACGUCUCUAAUUAUUUUUCUGCUACACAUAGCUUUCUUCACGCUUGUUUACGAGUCUGGAUCUUGAACUGGGAUUGUCGACAUUGUGAUACCCCAUUUCCUUGAGUCAUGUUUCACGAUUCACCUGCCAUCUCUUACUUUUACGGUGGUUAUCAUGCCUUGCUUUAUGACUCGUUCCAGCCUAUCUAUGUUUUAUGAAUUUACCUGGAGUUCCGAUCUCCUAGUCCAGCUACAGGACGGCC
Molecule: messenger RNA, 1195 nt
Organism: Penicillium hordei
Lineage: Eukaryota; Fungi; Ascomycota; Eurotiomycetes; Eurotiales; Aspergillaceae
Product: chitin synthase export chaperone
Exons: 7
Coding region: 1-888 (295 amino acids)
Biological process (GO): protein folding
Cellular component (GO): endoplasmic reticulum membrane
Source: RefSeq, a predicted model, not a curated record